Argiope bruennichi is the source of this 1888-nucleotide messenger RNA. RefSeq lists its product as uncharacterized. The record is from RefSeq and is a predicted model, not a curated record. Lineage: Eukaryota; Metazoa; Arthropoda; Arachnida; Araneae; Araneidae. The transcript has 2 exons. Bases 109 to 660 code for a protein of 183 amino acids.
UUGCGUAUUUGUAGUUGUAGGAUUAUGCUAUGUAAACAAUCUGGUUUCUCAAUUCUUCUUUUGGUUAUUCCUUUUAUUUUGUUUUAGCUAAUAUUGUAAGAUAAACGAAUGUGGUAUUUAAUUUGGAUGGAUAUUUUCGCUCCUUUCGUUUUUUUCAUAAUUUAUUCUAUUUUGCCAUGCCAUACGGUAGCCUAUGACAACAAAGUUUCGAGUUUUCAAUCUCACCACGAUGAUUCAUCCGCCAAGUCUAUUCCUCUUUUUAAAAGAGAAGUUGAUGGCAAUUCAAGUCAAACACAGAAUUUAAAUGCUUCAGAUAACAAGACUGUUGUUGUAGAUUUAUUAAAUAAUCGAACAUUUCCUCAAAUAAAACGACCAAUUACAAAUGGGGAAGUAAAUGUCACUCAUAGCUUACCGGCAUGGAUGGAUACUAUAAACAGUGGAGCACUCCAGAGAACGGGUUUUGUUGCUUUGGCUUUCAUGUUAAUUAUUGUCAUCAUUUUUGUCGUCAGAGGCAUAAGACUUCGUCAUAAGAAGAGUAAAAGUCGCAAAUAUGGUAUUAUUACAUCUACAGAUAUGGAAAUGGAACCCUUAGAUAAAGAUGAUGAUGAUGAAGAGGAGACGACACUGUUUGAUGCUCAACACAAGUAUUCACUACAGUGAAUAAGAAAAUUUCAGUUAUUUUUUUGAUUGAUAGAUUUUUCUAUUUAAAAAUGUGCCUGUCCCCUUUUAAACAAAAAUUUUAAGUUUAUUCUAAUUUAGUAUCUAAAGGAUAGAAAUGAAAAAAAGAUUGUAUUAUUAAAUAUUUGAACCUUUUUUUUUUAAAUUUUUAAUGAAAUUCAUAUGCUCAAAAAUAGAUGUUGAUGAUAAAUAUGAUCUUAAGUAGCAGUAAUUUCAUAUUCUGUAUGAUCUUACUUUAAUAUUAUUCUUCAUAUGUAAAUUUCUGUAAAACUUACUUAUAAUUUAUUUAUAUUCAGAAAUCUAUGCAUUCCAUACUGAGUAAUUUAAACAGUAUUUUUCAAUUGAUAUUUCUGUAACAUGUCUAUGUAUAUUUGCACAAGUACAAAAUUCACAUAUUGUAAUAAGGAAACAUAUAUGUUAGAAUAUUAAGUUUGAUUUUAUUUUUUUAAGACUUGUUAUUGAUUUCUUGAGAACUAUCUUAAGAAAACAUUUAUAAUUUUACAUUUUUUUCCCCCUACUUAUAUUUUUAUUUCAACAUGUGGAAUCUAGUCGUAGUUUUUAUUUGCUUACACUGAAAUAUUAUGCCAUUUUUACUUUCUUCUUUUGUGUAUUUGUGCUUAAUUAUUAUUUAUAUUGAAUUUAUUUUAAGAAGAAAAUGUUACUAUACAUGCUGUUUUUAUGUAUGCACUUAUAAUUUAGCUUUUUGUGAUUUUUGUUAAAAAAAAUUUACUUAUAGUAAAUGUUUGCAUAUGGAUAUAUUUUUAAAAUUAAAGAUUAUAAAUUAUUAUUGUUCGAUACUUUUUAAUGUUUUUUCCCUUGUUUGUGUUUUGCUUUCCAAUGAAAAAUUAUUAGAUGCCUUCAUUUUUUUCUGUGCAUAUAAGUGUGUAUGUUGUAAACUGUUUUUAUGAAAUACUUGACAAAAGAUCUUAUUACAGUUUUGAAUUUGAAAAAUUUUUGAUAAAAGCCUUUUAUUUAAAAUAUUAGCUAUAAAAAUUCCUAAGUUGUUGCUAAAGGUAAAUGGUUCAUUAAGUUAUUAAUUUAAAAUUAUAUUUUUUCUCUUUUGAGAUAUUAUGUUUUAAAAUUGAACAGGAUAUGAAUUCAAGAAGAAAUUUGAAUUUUUAUUCUGAAAUAUAAUUUUUAGUCAUUUACUUAGUUGUUUUGUAUUUUUUUGAUAAUUUUAUUCGUUUUGGACUGCCAAAAUACUUUUUCA